Callorhinchus milii (elephant shark) is the source of this 1954-nucleotide messenger RNA. RefSeq names its product STE20 related adaptor alpha (gene strada). Gene Ontology annotation, biological process: protein phosphorylation. The record is from RefSeq and is a predicted model, not a curated record. Gene Ontology annotation, molecular function: protein serine/threonine kinase activator activity; protein kinase activity; ATP binding. NCBI's taxonomy places the organism in Eukaryota, Metazoa, Chordata, Chondrichthyes, Chimaeriformes, Callorhinchidae. The transcript is spliced from 13 exons. The coding region runs from base 108 to 1445 and encodes 445 amino acids.
AUGAGCAUUUUGUUGCCUUCUGCUUAACCGUUGCUCUAAUCACCAUCUUCCUUUCUCACUAGAUUUCUUAAUGGCUGUGCCAGUUUGGUGACCGUACCAGCGUUCCCAUGUCAUUUCUGAAGUGGGUGUCCGAGAAACUCAGUGUGGAGAGUCUGCAGGACGUGGGAUUGUUUGCUGAGCGACCUCAGACAGAAUAUCAAAGAAAGAUCACCUGCUCCCCCAGGAGGGUCAGAUCUCCCAGGCGAGUCAGGGGGUGUGGUUCGGGAGACCUGAAGACAGAUGAACACUCAACCGGACACACUGUGUUCUCCCAGAACUGGGAGACCAUGAGUACAUUACCAGCCGACAGUAGUUCCUAUGAACUACUGCAAGUAAUCGGUACUGGGUUUGAGGACAUUCUGACUGUGAGCCUGGCCAGGUAUAAACGCACUGGUCAACGUGUGACCGUUCGUAGGAUUAAUUUGGACUACUGCACCAAUGAGAUGUUUACUUUAUUACAGGGGGAACUCCAUAUAUGUAAGCUCUUUCACCAUCCCAACAUAUUGCCGUACAAAGCCACGCUGAUAGCUAACAAUGAAGUGUGGGUCGUGACUCCGUUCAUGGAAUACGGUUCUGCCAAAGAUCUCAUGAACAGCCACUUUACAGAUGGUUUGGGGGAACUUACUAUCGCGUACAUCCUACAGGGAGUGCUAAAGGCUUUGGAUUACAUUCAUAGAAUGGGCUACGUACACAGGAGCGUUAAAGCGAGUCACAUUCUAAUCUCAGUGGAUGGACAAGUUUAUUUAUCAGGACUCCGCAGUAUUUUCAGCAUGAUCAGCCAUGGGAAGAGGCUAAAGGUGGUUCAUGAUUUCCCGAAAUACAGUGUUAAAAUAUUGCCGUGGCUGAGCCCAGAUUUGCUACAACAGAACCUGCAGGGUUAUGAUGCAAAAUCAGAUAUUUAUAGUUUGGGAAUAACUGCCUGUGAGCUGGCUAAUGGGCACGUUCCCUUCAAAAACAUGCCGGCAACUCAGAUGUUGCUGGAGAAGUUGAAUGGCACCGUGCCCUGCCUACUGGACACCACCACCAUCCCUGAGGACGAGCUGAUGAUGAAGAACUCUCGCUCAGGGGUGGACUCGGGGAUAGUGGAGGGCAGUGCGGCCUGUGGAGCCCGAGCAACAAACGGGGAACAUGAGCAGCACCCUUACAACAGGACCUUCUCUGGGCUCUUCCACAACUUUGUAGAGCUGUGCUUACAGAGGGAGCCUGAGCACAGACCCUCAGCCAACGCACUCCUCAAUCAUUCAUUUAUAAAACAGCUGAAGAGGAGAGCAGCAGAGAUGCUGCCGGAGCUGCUGCGACCAGUGGCCCCCAUGCCAGACUGCAACUCCUCUCAAGGGCACGACAGAGGGAUGGACGAAAUGGAAGCCAGUUUGGAAGAGUUGGACAUUGAGGACUGGGAUUUCUGAUAACAAACGUUGACCAGAUUCUUAGAGAAAAAAAUAUUGCUUGACAUCAGUGAUCCUUAUUUUUUUAUAUAGUAUCAAAGAGUUGACUUCAUCAACCUUCCGACCUUGGGGAGGCGGCAGCUUCUACCCUGCUCCAAGCCACCUCCGCUGAUGAUGGAAGCAGGGAAGCAUGGGAAUGUUGCACACUGUCUCUGGCAAGGCUGCUCAGAAGAAGAAUUAGCUGAAGAAAUUGGGAAUUUACAGAUUGGCGCGAUUUUACUUUUUCCAUUACUUCAGUUCCUAUAAUGUGAGAUGCACCAGCAGGGUUCUGAUACAGGAAUGUGGAGGCCAGUGAGUGAGGUGGCGGGGGGUGAUCUUACUCCUGCUUACCCCCUUUUGGGGGGGGUUGAGGAGAGAGAACAAACCAUUCCUGGAGAGACUGAACACUGGCGUGCUUAUUCCUGGACCUUUGUACCUGAAUUGUUAUUUAUUCUGAUUCGAUCAAUAUUAAAGUUACAUUUGGAUAUAAA